Branchiostoma floridae (Florida lancelet) is the source of this 3067-nucleotide messenger RNA. RefSeq names its product 7-dehydrocholesterol reductase-like. Gene Ontology annotation, molecular function: 7-dehydrocholesterol reductase activity. Gene Ontology annotation, biological process: brassinosteroid biosynthetic process; cholesterol biosynthetic process. The record is from RefSeq and is a predicted model, not a curated record. The coding region runs from base 182 to 1651 and encodes 489 amino acids. Gene Ontology annotation, cellular component: endoplasmic reticulum membrane. The transcript has 6 exons. NCBI's taxonomy places the organism in Eukaryota, Metazoa, Chordata, Leptocardii, Amphioxiformes, Branchiostomatidae.
CACAAUCUAAGCCUACGGAGUGCAGGAAGCUACAAAUCCACAUACCUGGCAAAACGAGACCAUUUGCAUACUUGGUAGUACACUUAGUAAGACAAGCACUGUGAAGCAGCUUAUGAAAGGAAAUCCCUACAUUCUUACCUGAUGAGCUAAAUGACUAACAUAGCAGACCAGCACUGAACACAUGGCUAAGGUACAACAGAGAACAAGAAUGCCCAGUGGCAGUGAGACAGUGGUCCUGGAGAGGAACUCCCAACAAGAAGACAUAAAAGUGGCCAAUGGAGCUAGUAGUCCCAUCAAGGCUGGACAAUGGGGCCGUGCAUGGGAAGUCAACUUGUUCACCUAUGUUGGUGUGCUGGUCCUCUUGACUGCCUGUCCCUUGCUGGUUCUGUACUUCUACAUUGCCUGUGACAAGUACCAAUGUUCCCUGACCACCCCUCUACUGGAGGUGUACUAUGGAGAGGCUACUCUGCACGACCUGUGGUUGAAGGCACCAGCAAUGACAGCCAAAGCCUGGAAGAUUGGCGCCAUCUGGCUGGCGUGGCAGAUUUUUCUCUAUGUUGGUCUUCCUGAUGUCUUCCACAAGAUAAUUCCUGGCUAUGUAGGGGGCGUCCGUCCCGGCGCACGUACCCCGGCCGGCCUGGUCAACGACUACAACGUCAACGGCCUCCAAGCCUGGGCAAUAACCCACAUCGUAUUCUUUGCCAAUGCCUUUUACUUCCAUUGGUUCUCUCCAACCAUUAUAUUCGACAACUGGGGUGGUCUUCUCUGGUUUGCAAAUGCUGUUGGGUAUGCUGUAUCUAUUUUUGCCUUUGUCAAAGCUCAUUAUUUCCCAACUUGUGCGGAGGACAGAAAAUUCAGCAGCAACUCCGUCUAUGAUUUCAUGAUGGGGGUUGAAUUUAACCCUCGUAUCGGGAAGUGGUUUGAUUUCAAACUGUUCUUCAACGGCCGUCCUGGUAUUGUUGCCUGGACCCUGAUCAACCUCUCCGCAGCAUUCAAGCAGUACGAGUUAUACGGACAUGUCACCAACUCCAUGAUCCUGGUGAAUGUGCUGCAAGCCAUGUACGUCACGGACUACUUCUGGAAUGAGCACUGGUACCUGCACACGAUAGACAUCUGCCACGACCACUUCGGAUGGUACCUGGGCUGGGGAGACAGCGUGUGGCUGCCAUGGAUGUACACUCUGCAGGGCCAGUAUCUGGUGUACAACCCCGUACAGCUGUCAACCUUCCACUGCCUGGCCAUGUGGAUGCUCGGCCUCGGCGGCUACUACAUCUUCCGCGCAGUCAACCGACAGAAGGACCUGUUCCGCCGCACCGACGGAAACUGCCUCAUCUGGGGGAAGCCUCCGAAGUACCUGCAGUGCUCCUACAUCUCCUCCGAUGGGAAGAAGCACCAGAGCAAGCUGCUGCUGUCUGGCUGGUGGGGCCUGGCACGACACUUCAACUACACGGGCGACCUGAUGGGCUGCCUGGCCUACUGCAUGUCCUGCGGGUUCGGCCAUCUUCUGCCGUACUUCUACAUGGUCUUCAUGCUCAUCCUCCUCAUCCAUCGUUGUCUCCGUGAUGAGGAGCGAUGUCGAUCCAAGUACGGGAAUCAGUGGGACAAGUACGAGUCCCUCGUGCCAUAUAGGCUGAUCCCUGGCAUCUUCUAAUCUCCUUUCUGCUUCCUAAACUUGUGGAAACUUAGGCUUUGAUCUUUCCGACAAUGUCCAAUGUCAACAGUCUAAAGUAACCCAUACUUAAGGAAGCUUUUGAAUGUGCCCAUGGAUGUUGUUGACAAAUACAAAUGUCAAAUAUGCAUAUUAUAAUACUGUUGUACAUGUACAGUGUUUGAGUUAUUCUUGAUCUUUCAACGACAAAAAUUUACGAGGCCAGAAAUUUUGCCUGAGAUGCCAGUUAUUAGCAAGAUAAUGGAUUUAGCAUAUUUAUGACCGAAUUUUAAUUUUUCAUUCAGGUGACUUAAACCUAAUGAUGUGCAAUUUGUUAUGAUAUGGGCAUACAUGUAUGUCCCUUAUUUAUGGCAAUGAAAUUCAUAGUACCUUGGUUAUGAAGCCAUAGACCUCAUACCUCAACUUGAGAGGAGUUUGUUCCUAAAUAUACAAGUCUACAUCUGACAGUAUUGACUAUUCCAAGAACUAUAUACAACAUAUGUAAGCUUAUGGAUCAACAGACUUUCCCCCUUUGGUAUUUGACCUAUACUGUACUUCUUUGAAAAUAUAUGCAGCAAUCAUUACAUUGUUUUAUUUCAUUUGUUGGUUAGAUGCAAUAUGUCCCUUCUUAGUAGGACAGUGGAACACAAGAAAAUAUUAUUUUGGUUUUAGUGAACUAUUUUGAACCUGGAAUAUUAUUAUCUACUAUUCCUACUAUGCAUAGUGUUAUUUCCUAUAAGGUGCAAAUAUGCUAUAACUUAAUAAGGUGUCAAUAUAAAUGUAGCUCGAAUAUAACCAUUACACUAAAUGUGUAUACCUUACAACUAUGUAAAAACUAGGACCACUUUAACAGCCUGUGUAGACCUUGUGGAAAUAUCCAAACUACUUGUAACUUAGAAUACCUGUCUGAGUGUAUGAGAAGAAUGAAAAAUGUGACCAGUACUCACUUGCUCCUAUAGUCAAUGACCAUCUCGUUUGGCCAGAAGAGUCCGUCAUCCACAAGAACUUCCCUGUCUGACCCGUCCAUACGUGAGCGCUCAAUAGUCUUCUUCCCUUGGUCACCCCAGUACAGGUACCUGUGGUAGAAAUACAUGGACAGUAGAUUAAGUGUAUGCAGAUGAAACAUUGUGAAUCAUGGUACCAUAAACUCUUACUUAUGGACAGGGCUGAUCAGUAGUUGUACCUACAUUGAACUGGAUAAGGCAUAAAAUAAAUCUUAGUAACUGAGAUAUGUUUUUAGCAAAAACCUAUUAGCAAAAACCUAUACUAGUUUACCUAUCUGAGGAGAAUAUACUGUAAUCUAAGUAACAUUCAUUGGCAAAAUAUAUGUCUGUAUGUGUGACUUUCUGUUUGUCUGUGACCUGUACAACAGGAACUAGCCAUUGUCAUCAGCAAAGGUGUACAUGUAUGGUAAAUAAA